AUGGGAGCAAAUAUUUCAGGAGAAGACUAUGAGGCAAACGACAAGGAGGUCUUUCAAUCCUACCGCAUUCCCCCAAAAGCCUACAAGAAAAAGAGCACCGCCAACAGCACCGGUGCAAGAAGUGUCAAGUCUCUCAGCGACACCUCUCAGCCUGUCUCGCCUACUUCUGUCGAGUUUGGGCAAUUAACGUCUUAUCGCAACGGAGGCGGAGGAGGAGGGAACAAGCAACAGAAACACCAACCACAACAACAACAGCAUCAGCAGCCACAAACGAGGUUACGUGCAGGAUCGAUUCCAUCGGGGUUCAAUCGGUCAUGGCGCGACCGACCCAUCUCGCACCCUCCUUCUGUACUCUCGCCUUCCUCUUCGACCUCUUCGCUUAAUCUUUCGAUUGUCAACGCUGCUGUUGCGGCUGGGUCGCCCACUUCGUCGAUGUAUGAGUACUCGAAUGGUCUGGUCAGUGCGCCCAUCACGCUCAUGUCUACGCAUUACAACCAUGGCGCAGGAGUAGGAGGAGGGGAUUCGAGGAGCAACAGUGGAUACUCGAUUGGGUCCGACACUUUUGACUUCUCCACGACUCCUCAUGCGGUGGGGACUGGACUUGGUCGGGCGACGUAUGUGAACGGUAAAAUAGUCGAGGCUGGCGUCCAUGGCGGCAGUUCUUCCUCUGUCAACAACAGCGGGGGAGGGCUUUAUAUGCACAACAACUAUACGGUACAAGACUUCAUGUCGUAUCAACAGCAACAGCAACAACAGUUCCUUGAACAGCAGCAGUACGAGUACCAACAAAUGAUGAUUCUCCGGCAACAGCAACAACAACUCAAACUUGAGUAUGAACAGAAGCAGUUGGCGCUUCUUCAGCAACAACAGAGCUUGCAUCAGAACUCGACUCAGAUCUCGACGCCGGUGAUGGCGACAGCAGCGCUACCACGGCCGUCUCAGGAGUAUACCAACACACAGCAGAUCACGGGUGUGGUCCUGCAGACCAAGACCAGGCGACCGGCCCGGAACCCCGACCGGGCUUUGAGUAGCCAAAACCUGAGUAACGGCGGGGGUGGUAACGGUCAGCAUCGCAACACCAGCCACGCGAUUUCUAUCCCCGCCCCUACUGCAUCUUCAUUGCAGCGUCAGCCCCAUACCUCACAGUCGUCUUCCCACCCUCACCACCAGGAACCCCGAUCACCUACCAUGUCCACCGGCUCGGCCAAUCACAACAACCAUUAUCACCACUAUUCGACCUCGCCCUCCGGAUCCAUGGCUUCCAGUUUCAACGGCGGUGCGUCUUCGUUCUCGAGUACUGGAUCGCAUUACCAUUCCAUGCUCGCCAUGACCAGCGCUGCCUCUCCUCCCUCUUCAUCCUCAUCAUCGCUGUCCAACCCUGGUGGUCCUACAUCCGAGCCAGCCACAGUGUCUACGGUGGCAGCAACAGGUCAUGGUAAUGGUGCUUCAAAGUCGACUACGUCGUUAACAAAAUCAUCUGGACUGUCGGCCGAUGAACUGGCAGCAAGGAUUUUGCCGCUAAGACGGCUUUUGGGCGGCCGAGAGUACUAUCCGGAUAAGACUCUGCCCUAUCUCUUGCCCUGCGAUGAGCAAGAAAGCGAACGAUUGCUGCUGCAGCACUACGUGAUUCGGUAUGCGUUCGGGUCGAAUAUGAUUCCCCCUAUUGACACGACGGUCGCCGGCAAGGUCCUUGAUUGUGGCUGCGGACCUGGUACCUGGGUCAUGGAAAUGGCAACGGAAUACGAGGAUCUGGAAUUCUACGGGUUCGACGUCUCCCCCAUGUACCCUACAGCAAUCCACCCCAAAAACGCCCACUUCUCCAUGGGAAACCUCCUCGACCCCGAGAUCCCCUUCGCCUCCGACUCUUACCUUCUCGUCCACCAACGCAACAUGCUCCUCGGACUCACCCAGGACGCCUGGCCCGGCGUCGUCCAGGAUCUUUUCCGAUGUGUCGUCCCUGGAGGACAUGGAUGGUUACAACUCUCGGAGGUCGACCCAAUCUGGAGCAGGCCAGGACCGAUCUCGAGGAGCGUGUUAAAGAUGCUCAACGAGACCGCCCAGAACCGAAACGUCGACGUCCUACUCCCCUCACGACUCGACCAAGUCCUAAAAGACGUUGGCUGCGAGAACGUGAAAAUGAUGAUGGUAGAAAUCCCCAUCGGUCCCUGGGGUGGGAAAAUCGGGAUGCUCUGGCGAGAUGUAUUAAAGGCAGAGAUGGAGGCGUUGAAGCCGGUGGUGUUGCAGGCGGCGUUGGAGAAUGCGGUCGCGAGUGGGAUGGAUGUGGCGGUUUGUGGAGCAGAGAUGACGACGGGGGAGGAGUGGGAGGAGAUGAUGGGCCAGGUUUGGGCAGAGAUGGAUCAGUACCAUACUUUUUCGAGGGUUUAUCUUGCCUAUGGGCAAAAGCCUUGA
Molecule: messenger RNA, 2409 nt
Organism: Linnemannia hyalina
Lineage: Eukaryota; Fungi; Mortierellomycota; Mortierellomycetes; Mortierellales; Mortierellaceae
Source: the annotation of a GenBank genome assembly